Molecule: messenger RNA, 1243 nt
Organism: Eriocheir sinensis (Chinese mitten crab)
Lineage: Eukaryota; Metazoa; Arthropoda; Malacostraca; Decapoda; Varunidae
Exons: 5
Coding region: 248-1114 (288 amino acids)
Source: RefSeq, a predicted model, not a curated record
CACCGCCGCGCGAGUACCCGGGGCAAGACUACUGUCCACUGUGUGCCGCGUGUGGCCUGGCGGGGACACACGACAGGCAGUGUGUGUGUGUGUGUGUGUGUGUGUGUCAUCUCCGUGCAGGGUCGGGCGGCAGACUCACCGCCACACACCCACAGCCUCCUGUCAGACACUCACCACCAUGACAGCCUGAACAAGGCCUAGCGAGGCAUGCCUAAGCCUAGGUGAAGCUGAUCCUACGAGGGGAAGGAUGACGGAAGACACGCCCCAGAGGAAGACGUCAGCCAGGAAUCCCCGCGCGGUCAGCCUCUUGCUGGGGGUGCGGCAGCAGCAGCAACCGAUGGCAAGUCUGGAGAAGCAGGGUGAGAUGGAGGUGUGGCCAGGCCUGUACGCACACCUCACCUCCCAGCUGAUGGCCCUGGUGUGGGGCAAGGUGGUGCUGGUGCUGGAGGUGUGGCCAGGCCUGUACACACACCUCACCUCCCAGCUGAUGGCCCUGGUGCGGGGCAAGGUGGUGCUGGUGCUGGAGGUGUGGCCAGGCCUGUACGCACACCUCACCUCCCAGCUGAUGGCCCUGGUGUGGGGCAAGGUGGCGCUGGUGCUGGAGGUGUGGCCAGGCCUGUACACACACCUCACCUCCCAGCUGAUGGCCCUGGUGCAGGGCAAGGUGGUGCUGGUGCUGGAGGUGUGGCCAGGCCUGUACACACACCUCACCUCCCAGCUGAUGGCCCUGGUGCAGGGCAAGGUGGUGCUGGUGCUGGAGGUGUGGCCAGGCCUGUACACACACCUCACCUCCCAGCUGAUGGCCCUGGUGCAGGGCAAGGUGGUGCUGGUGCUGGAGGUGUGGCCAGGCCUGUACACACACCUCACCUCCCAGCUGAUGGCCCUGGCGUGGGGCAAGGUGGCGCUGGUGCUGGAGGUGUGGCCAGGCCUGUACGCACACCUCACCUCCCAGCUGAUGGCCCUGGUGCGGGGCAAGGUGGUGCUGGUGCUGGAGGUGUGGCCAGGCCUGUACGCACACCUCACCUCCCAGCUGAUGGCCCUGGCGCGGGGCAAGGUGGUGCUGGUGCUGGAGGUGACCAGUCUGACCUCACCCAAACAUUGUGGCAGGAACUGAGCACCACACAUCCACACACUGGGUGGGUGGUGCCUGCCGUCCUGGCCAAGAGUGCCGCCCACACCCUCAGUGCCUUGCUGGGCCACCACUGCCCCCCUGCUGGACCCCCCUGCAGCCAUCACCAAGGUG